Messenger RNA from Platichthys flesus (European flounder), 2176 nucleotides. It is a transcript of the gene scfd1, whose product is annotated as sec1 family domain containing 1. Gene Ontology annotation, biological process: endoplasmic reticulum to Golgi vesicle-mediated transport; intracellular protein transport. The record is from RefSeq and is a predicted model, not a curated record. Bases 107 to 2005 code for a protein of 632 amino acids. The transcript has 25 exons. NCBI's taxonomy places the organism in Eukaryota, Metazoa, Chordata, Actinopteri, Pleuronectiformes, Pleuronectidae. Gene Ontology annotation, molecular function: syntaxin binding. Gene Ontology annotation, cellular component: Golgi membrane; cytosol.
CGCUUCUCUCAUCUUUGACGGACCGGUCUCAGAAAACCGCAGCAGAGUGAGACCUCGUGCCGUUUCCCUCCUCUCUGACUGACACGUCAUCACAACAUCAUCCAAGAUGGCGGCCUCGGUGCGGGACAAGCAGACAGUCGCUCUGAGGCGGAUGCUGAACUUCAACGCUCCUCCUCUGAAGAACUCAGCUGCUGAGCCAGUAUGGAAGGUGCUGAUAUACGACCGGUUCGGUCAGGACAUCAUCUCCCCGCUGUUGUCCGUCAAGGAGCUGAGGGACAUGGGCAUCACCCUGCACCUACUGCUACACUCUGACAGAGAUCCCAUCCAAGACGUACCAGCCAUCUACUUCGUCAUGCCCACAGAGGAGAACAUUGACAGGAUAUGCCAGGACCUGAGGAACCAGCUGUAUGAGUCCUACUACCUGAACUUCAUCUCUGCGAUCAGCAGAAGCAAACUGGAGGACGUGGCCGGCGCCGCGCUGGCGGCUAACGCUGUCACCCUGGUCACCAAGGUGUUUGAUCAGUACCUGAACUUCAUCACCCUGGAAGACGACAUGUUCAUCCUGGGUCACCAGAACAAGGAGCUCAUCUCCUACCACGCCAUAAACAGAGCAGACAUCCAGGACACCGACAUGGAGGCCAUCAUGGACACCAUCGUGGACAGUCUCUUCUGCUUCUUCGUCACUCUGGGAGCGGUGCCCAUCAUCCGCUGUCCCAGAGGAAACGCAGCAGAGAUGGUGGCUGUGAAGUUGGACAAAAAGCUCCGUGAGAACCUGCGAGACGCCAGAAACAGCCUCUUCACCGGAGACAACAUGGCCGCUGGACAGUUCAGUUUCCAGAGGCCUCUGUUCGUUCUGGCUGACCGUAACGUGGACAUGGCCACGCCCCUCCACCACACGUGGACCUAUCAGGCGCUGAUCCAUGACGUCCUGGACUUCCAUCUGAACAGGGUGAUGAUGGAGGAGGGCGCAGGGGUGGAGCCAUCUCCUACCGGCGCCAGACCAAAGAAGAAGAGCAGGAAGACCUACGACCUGACCUCCGCCGACCGGUUCUGGCAGAAACACAAGGGCAGUCCCUUCCCUGAGGUGGCGGAGUCGGUCCAGGAGGAGCUGGACACUUACAGGGCGCAGGAGGACGAGGUCAAACGGCUGAAGAGCAUUAUGGGCCUGGAGGGAGAGGAUGAAGGAGCCAUCAGCAUGCUAUCAGACAACACAGCUAAGCUCACCUCGGCCGUCAGCUCUUUGCCGGAGCUGCUGGAGAAGAAGCGACUGAUCGACCUUCACACCAACGUGGCCACGGCCGUGCUCGACCACAUCAAAAGUCGGAAACUGGACGUUUACUUUGAGUUUGAAGAGAAACUGAUGAGCAAGGCCACACUCGACAAAACACUGCUGGACAUCAUCAGUGACCCAGACGCCGGGACCCCAGAAGACAAAAUGAGACUUUUCCUCAUUUACUACAUCACAGCUCCUCAGGCUCCUCCAGAGUCGGACCUGGAGCAGUACAAGACGGCUCUACUGGACACAGGCUGUGACCUUUCACCUCUCAACUACAUCAAGCAGUGGAAGGCCUUCACCAAGAUGGCCGCCACUCCGGCCAACUACGUGAACAGCGGAGUGAAGCCGAUGGGACUGUUCUCCAGAGUGAUGAACACUGGUUCCCAGUUUGUCAUGGAGGGAGUGAAGAACCUGGUCCUCAAACAGCAUAACCUCCCGGUCACUCGGAUCCUCGACCACCUGAUGGAGAUGAAGUCCCACCCUGAAACAGAUGAUUAUCGAUACUUUGACCCAAAGAUGCUUCGAGGCAGCGAGAGCUCUAUUCCCAGGAACAAGAACCCGUUUCAGGAGGCCAUCGUGUUUGUGGUGGGAGGAGGAAACUUCAUCGAGUACCAGAACCUGGUGGACUACGGCAAGUCCAAACAGGGGAAGAAGGUGGUGUACGGCUGCAGUGAACUCUUCAACGCUGCUCAGUUCAUCAAACAGCUCUCCCUGCUCGGCCAAAAGUGACGUGGGCACCAACAAUAUGUGAAUCUCUCUCUCUCUCUCUCUCUCUCUCCCUCUCUCCCUCUAUCCUUCUCUCCCUCUCUUUAUUCCAGUUUGUUUUAUAUAAACUCUGUACAUUUCAUCAUUGUCCAGUUUCUGUUUCUCGUCAGCACUAAUAAAGUUUCUCAGCUCAGA